AACAAUUUUGUCGGCUUUUACGCCAAAGAGUGCCAAAUAACUAACAAAACCAUUGAUUUGCGAGAUAUGAAUGAAUUGACAAUAAUUACAUCAAACGAUAUCGAAAUGGAAAGCGAUAAUUCAGUGAGUGUUAUGUCAUUUGAAGAGUUCAGAGAAGUAUUACAACCGAUGGCCAGUAAUAACAAUACUAUUACACCGAUUGGAAACAAUAAUGGCCAGAGACAAGUAUCCCAUAACAGCUUUUACCAUAAUACUUUUGAUGAACUCAAUCUGAUAAGGAGGGGUGCGUUCGGCGAAGUGUUUAGAGUGAGACAUAAAUGGGAUGGAAUUGUGUACGCGAUUAAAAAAGUCGAGUUCCCUGCCGACGAAAGUGAUAGACGUCAACAGCGAGUGCUAAAAGAGGCACAAAGUUUGGCAAAACUGAGCUCACAAUAUGUGGUACAGUAUCACAACUCGUGGCCCGAAGACAAUGUCCUAUACAUUCAGAUGGAGUAUUGCCCGCAAAGUCUGCGCAAACUAUUGGCCGACAAAGCGCUGGCAUUUGGCAGACAAUCGGCGGCCGAACUCAUGAAAGCAUUCGAGUAUUUCAUUUCAUGUGAAAUAUUCAAAGAACUCUUAGAAUGUGUUGAAUAUAUUCACGGAUUGGAUCCACUGCUUAUUCAUCGGGACAUUAAACCGGACAAUAUAUUAAUUGAUCCCAAAUUCAGGUCCAAUCGGUGCGUAAAACUGUGUGACUUUGGUUUGGCCACAGUUCACGACCCGAACCUACACUCUGACAGCCACUGCCAUACAUCAGGUGCGGGUACUCCUGAAUAUAUGGCGCCCGAAGUAUUUAGCGGCAGAUAUAAUCACAAGUCAGACAUAUAUAGUGUCGGUCUAAUCGGGAAGGAGUUGUUUGGCAUAGAUUUCAAUGUCUCGCAAUCAUUUGAAGCAAAUGAAUUGGUAGUCAAGGCAUGCAUACUAUGUAUGUCUCAGACGCUGGUGAAUAUGAUGGCAAUUGUGUGGAGACAAAGGCCUGAGUGUCGGCAAGUGUUGGCCAAACAUAACGAGUGGUCUAUCGAUAACAAUAAAUCCAAUGUAUUAUUUGUGAUAAAUAAUAUGGUCUAUGGUUUUGGUCAUAAUGGCAACGGAUGUCUUGGAUUGGGACACAACAGACCCGCACCACAACCGCAAGAGAUACCAGAAUUGCGUAAUCAAAGUAUACAAUACUUUGUCAACGGAUAUAAUUUCAUGUUAGCAGUGAAUGCCGUGAAUAACGUAUUUAGUUGGGGCGUCCAAUUGGCCCAGGGUCAAACUGUAUAUUUAAGACCACAGCUUAUACAACAUUUUAGCGGUAAAAAUAUUGUUCAAAUCAGUUGUGAUUAUUCCCAUUCACUCGCCCUCACCGGUGACGGCCGGGUGUAUGCCUGGGGUAACAACUAUUACGGACAGAUUGGAUGUGGAGAUGGCAUUGGAUUCACUAAUACACCGAUUGAGAUGACGUUUGGCUUUAAUUGUAAAAUACAAUCCGUUUAUUGUUAUAACGACUCUUCGUUUGCCAUCACAUCCGACGGCCGUGUCUUCAGUUGGGGUGAGAAUAGUUACCAUAGAUUGGGACACAAUAUAACCGAAGAUAAGUUCAGAGAAGUAUUACAACCGAUGGCCAGUAAUAGCGAUACAAUUACACCAAUGGGAAGCAAUAAUGGCCAGAGCCAAGUGUCUCAAAACAACUUAUACCAUAAUACUUUUAAUGAACUCGGUCAGAUUGGGAAGGGUGGGUUCGGCACUGUGUUUAAAGUGAGACAUAAAUUGGUUGGUAUUGUGUACGCGGUCAAAAAAGUCACCUACCCCGCUGAGGGAAGUGAUGGACGUCAACAGCGAGUGCUAAAAGAGGCACAAAGUUUAGCAGAUCUGAGCUCACAAUAUGUGGUACAGUAUUACAACUCAUGGCUCGACAACAAUGUGCUAUACAUUCAGAUGGAGUAUUGCCCGCAAAGUCUGCGCAAACUAUUGGCCGACAAAGGGCUGGCUUUUGGCAGACAAUCAAAGGCGGAACCGAUGAACGCAUUCGAGUAUUUCAUUUCAUGUGAAAUAUUCAAAGAACUCUUAGAAUGUGUUGAAUAUAUUCACGGAUUGAAUCCACCGCUUAUUCAUCGGGACGUUAAACCGGACAAUAUAUUGAUUGAUACCAAAUUCGGGUCCAAUCGGUGCGUAAAACUGUGUGAUUUCGGUUUGGCCACUGUUCACGACCCGAACCGACACACUGACAGCCGAUACCAUACACCAGGUGCGGGCACUCCUGCAUAUAUGGCGCCCGAAGUAUUUAGCGGCCGAUAUAAUCACAAGUCAGACAUCUAUAGUGUCGGUGUAAUCGGGAAGGAGUUGUUUGGCAUAGAUUUCAAUGUCUCGCAAUCAUUUGAAGCAAAUGAAUUGGUGGUCAAGUCAUGCAUACUAUGUAUGCCUCAAACGCUGGAGGAUAUGAUGAUAACUGGCCGGCGAUGGAAAGACAGGACUGAUUGUCGGCAAGUGUUGGCCAAACAGAACGAGUGGUCUAUCGAUAAGUCUGUUGUCACG
This is a messenger RNA of Medioppia subpectinata, 2553 nucleotides long. Lineage: Eukaryota; Metazoa; Arthropoda; Arachnida; Sarcoptiformes; Oppiidae. The record is from the annotation of a GenBank genome assembly.